AUGCCACUUGACCGGAGUAGUGUGCUAGUGCCUGCCACUAUUCGUGCUAAUGCGAUAGUCGGAGCCGGUGCUCCGACCCCCUUCACUUCUGGACGGUUCGUGAACGGACCCCCUUCACUUGAGCUGCACCCCCGGUCAUCAGGAGAAAAAAGGUAUUCACUUCAACGUAAGAAGUCAAUGACGACGGAACAGUCGGAAAAGAAGGAAUAUUUAUUCAUAAUCAAUAAUAAAAUAAAAUAUUGUUAA
Molecule: messenger RNA, 246 nt
Organism: Necator americanus (New World hookworm)
Lineage: Eukaryota; Metazoa; Nematoda; Chromadorea; Rhabditida; Ancylostomatidae
Exons: 3
Coding region: 1-246 (81 amino acids)
Source: RefSeq, a predicted model, not a curated record